AUUUUGUUGUGGAUAUUGUUUCUGAAUGUAUAUCAUAAUUAUAUGAAUUCUAUGGAAGCUGUGAAUUUCUCUAUGGAAUACAAUUAGAAGGGUUUUAUUACAAUGUAUAUUGUCAAAAGAAAUUCAUUUUGUAAACAACUGUAAGGCUGGAAGUUUUAGUGAAGGUGCAUAGUUUACAAGCUACUCAGGUGAAAAGCAGACUUACUGUUUUUAAUUUUGCUGUUACAUGCUAAGUUACUUUGACAGCAAUUUUCUAAUGAUGAUGUGAUUUAUGAUUUAAAAGGCCUGAACCAAAAUGGAAGUUAUUCCUUGCGUCUGAAGUAUAGCACCAUCACCUUAUUAGGUCACAGCAGAGUGAGUGUCCAAUGUCGCUCUGACCCAACUCCCUUGAUGAUGCAGUGUGUGUUUGGAGAAUCCAGAUUCCAAAAUGAUGCAAAUCAACCUGACUGGGUUUUUGAAUGGAAAAAAUGCUAGAGAGUUCAUGGGUGAACUGUGGCCACUGCUGCUAAGUGCACAAGAAAACAUAGCUGGUAUUCCCUCUGCUUUCCUGGAGCUGAAGAAAGAAGAGAUAAAACAAAGACAGAUUGAGCAAGAGAAGUUGGCUUCUAUGAAGAAGCAAGAUGAGGACAAGGACAAGGAUAAGGACAAAGACAAGAGGGACAAGGAAGACAAAGACAGCAGAGAAAAAAGGGAGAGAUCCAGAAGCCCAAGAAGACGCAAAUCAAGAUCUCCUUCCCCUAGAAGGAGAUCGUCCCCUGUCAGGAGAGAGAGAAAACGCAGCCAUUCUCGAUCCCCUCAUCAUAGAACUAAGAGCCGUAGCAUCACCCCUGCACCAGAAAAGAAAGAGGAGACUCCAGAGCCAGAGCCUUCUGUAAAAGCAAAGGAAACUUUGAUUCAAGAGGCAACCUCAACUAGUGAUAUCCUAAAAGCUCCUAAACCUGAGCCUGUACCAGAUACUAAAGAAACUUCUCCAGAAAAAAGUUUAAAAAAAGAGAAAGAGAAAGAAAAAGAAAAAGAGAAGCCUCGUCAGAGAUCACCGUCUCGGUCCAAGUCAAGGUCACGGUCAAGGUCUCGGUCCCCUUCUCAUUCCAGACCAAGAAGGCGUCAUAGAUCAAGGUCAAGGUCUUACUCCCCUAGAAGGCGGCCAAGCCCAAGACGACGGCCCUCUCCCAGGAGAAGAAGCCCUCCAAGGCGAAUGCCUCCACCACCCAGACACAGAAGAAGCAGAUCCCCAGUGAGAAGGAGAAGAAGGUCAUCAGCAUCUUUAUCUGGAAGUAGCUCGUCUUCCUCCUCUUCGCGUUCGCGAUCACCACCAAAGAAACCACCAAAAAGAAUUGUAUCCAGUCCUCCUCGUAAGACGCGUAGACUCUCCCCUUCUGCAAGUCCUCCAAGGCGGAGGCACAGACCAUCCCCGCCAGCAAGUCCACCACCAAAACCACGUAGGUCUCCAACCCCACAACAGACGAAUCGUGCAAGAAAAGGCCGUGGCUCUGUUUCUCCAGGCAGAACAUCAGCACCUAAACAUAAGAAUCCUGAAAAAAGAGAGUCUCCAUCACCAGCACCAAAGCCUAGGAAAGUAGAAUUGUCUGAAUCAGAAGAAGAUAAAGGUGGUAAAAUGGCUGCUGCAGAUUCUGUGCAGCAGAGACGUCAGUACAGAAGGCAGAACCAGCAGUCUUCAUCUGGUACACCACUACUUUACUCUGGUUCAUCAUCUUCCUCUGAAGAGGAACGACCUAAAAGAUCAAAUGUAAAGAAUGGUGAAGUGGGUAGGCGCAGGCGACACUCGCAUUCACGGAGUCCGUCACCUUCUCCACGAAAACGGCAAAAAGAGUCCUCCCCUCGGAUGCAGAUGGGAAAGAGGUGGCAAUCACCAGUGAUUAAAAGCAGGAGGAGGAGAAGUCCAUCACCACCUCCGGCCAGAAGACGGCGCUCACCUUCCCCAGCCCCUCCACCAAGGCGGCGCAGAUCACCUUCAUUACCUAGGCGAAGGUCUCCAUCGCCACCUCCACGCAGACGUUCACCUUCUCCCAGAAGAUACUCUCCUCCAAUACAACGACGAUACUCUCCUUCUCCUCCCCCAAAGAGAAGAACCAGUUCUCCCCCUCCCCCUCCAAAGCGAAGAGCAUCACCUUCGCCACAGUCAAAACGCAGAGUCUCGCAUUCUCCUCCACCAAAACAAAGAAGUUCUCCAGCUGCAAAGAGACGUUCCCCAUCUCUAUCUUCCAAGCAUAGGAAGGGAUCUCCCCCCAGCAGGUCUAAUCGUGAAACCCGAUCCCCCUUACAAAACAAACGGCAUUCACCUUCACCACGGCCUAGAGCUUCCCAUACUUCUGCAAGUCCACCCCCACUGCGAAGGGGAGCUUCAUCUUCACCCCAGAGAAGGCAGUCUCCAUCUCCAAGUACUCGACCCAUCAGAAGAGUGUCAAGAACCCCAGAACCCAAGAAGACAAAGGCUUCCACACCAAGUCCACAGUCAGCGAGAAGAGUGUCGUCAUCCAGGUCUGCAUCAGGAUCACCUGAGCCAGCACCUAAGAAACAUCAAGCUCCUCCAUCCCCAGCUCGGUCUCGGUCCCCUUCCACUAACUGGUCUCCGCAACCUGUGAAAAAGGCUAAAAGCCCCACACAGAGUCCAUCACCUGCAAGGAAUUCUGAUCAGGAAGGUGGGGGGAAGAAGAAGAAGAAAAAGAAGGAUAAGAAACAUAAAAAGGAUAAAAAGCACAAGAAACACAAAAAACACAAGAAAGAGAAGGCUGCUGCAGCGGCUGCUGCUGCUGUAGUGGCAGCUACUACCACAUCACCACAGGAGGACAAAGAAGCAGAGACAGAACCUAAAAAGGAGACUGAAAGUGAAGCUGAAGAUAAUCUGGAUGAUCUAGAAAAACAUCUGCGAGAGAAGGCACUGAGAUCAAUGAGGAAGGCACAAGUGUCACCACCGUCUUAGGCUGAAACCUUUGAUAUAUGUACAUUUUAUUUGGUUUGUACUCAGAAUUCAAUUUCAAAUUGCUAAAAUGUGUUUGAGCUUUAGAAUAUAACAUUUGUUGUAAUUGCUAGGUUGAGGUUCACCAUGUAAAAGGGCAUGGAUUUACAUUACAAAAGGCGUCCACAGUGUACUAGUGACAUUCUUUCAUUGACAGCUGACGUUACUUCAUUUAGAGUAAGACAUUUUCUUUAGAAGCAGUAAGAUUUUCUUAUAGGUUUUAAACAUUGUUGGCAACUCCACAGUUUCUUUAAAAUGACCAAAACCUAUCCAAUAUUUACGAAGUUCAUGUUUCGGAGUUUAUUGCAUCUACUUGCGUUAAACUACCAACCUUUGUGGGUUGUAGAUUUACCCAGAAGCAAAACCACUGAAUUAUCAAUGGUGUACAUACAGAUAUUUUAAUGCCAUAAUCUUUGUUCUUUAAUGUUGCCUGUAUAGCCUCCAUUAAAGUGAAUCAAGCAUAGAAAUUUA
Messenger RNA from Gavialis gangeticus (Gharial), 3448 nucleotides. It is a transcript of the gene SRRM1, whose product is annotated as serine and arginine repetitive matrix 1. The coding region runs from base 428 to 2941 and encodes 837 amino acids. NCBI's taxonomy places the organism in Eukaryota, Metazoa, Chordata, Crocodylia, Gavialidae. Gene Ontology annotation, cellular component: spliceosomal complex. Gene Ontology annotation, molecular function: RNA binding. The transcript is spliced from 16 exons. The record is from RefSeq and is a predicted model, not a curated record. Gene Ontology annotation, biological process: regulation of mRNA splicing, via spliceosome; mRNA processing.